AUGGUUUUGGUACCGCUUAUGAUGUUUUUUCUCUUUCAAGUGUUUUUAUCACCGGCAGACAGCCUUCUAAUACGGCCGCAUGAGACGGACGAGCUCACUCUCUCAUCAUACGACUACAUAAUUGUCGGAGGAGGUGUUUCCGGCCUUGUGGUUGCUAAUCGGCUCAGCGAAGACUCGAAUGAUAUCGUCACCGUCCCGGGACUGAUCGGCCAUGGAUUCCCCCCCGCCUACAACUGGAAUUUUACCACGGCGCCCCAGGAGUUCCUCGACAGCAACACACGGGACUACGGGCAAGGGCAUGUGGUUGGCGGAGGAAGCAUUCUCAACGGCAUUGUCACAACCAGGGGUGCCCGCGCCGACUACGAUGCUUGGGAAGCACUGGGAAAUCCCGGCUGGGGCUGGCAAGACAUGCUGCCAUACUUUAAAAAGUCCGUCCAUGGGACCAGCGGCCCCCUUGAGGUCACCUAUCCCAACUUUCUCUACAACCAAUCCAGAGUAGCCGUGGGAGCCAUGAUUGCCCCGGCGAGCAUGUCGGCCAGCAAUCAAUCGAGGAUGGACAGCAGAACGGCCUAUCUCGACCCCGUGCUCUACCGGCCGAAUCUGCACCUUGCCGUUGGGCAGACUGUCACCCGUCUCCUCAUUGAGUCUAAUGGGACCGCAAACACUGCCGCCCCCCCCUUUUAUACCACCUCUGCCGAAUCUCUCCACCGGCAAGUGUGGUGCGGUAGAGAGGUUAUCCUCGCCGCCGGAGCUAUUAUCUCACCAGCUCUGCUUCAGGUGUCCGGGAUCGGGCCAGCCGACCUCCUGAAUGAGUUGGGUGUUCCAGUGAAGGUCGAUCUUCCGGGGGUGGGGCAGAACUUCCAAGACCACCCCAUGGUUGGGGUUUUCUACAACUGUCCGUGGACAAGCCCCCUAAUCACCACCAUCGCCUUCGCCCACCUCAGCCACCUCACCGCCAACAACAACACCACCACCACCACCACCAACACCACCGCUUCCCUCCUCACCGCCCUCCUCAACACAACCACCCCAAACCCAAACACAAACACAAACACAUCCAGCCCCAGCCCCAACCCCAACCCCAACCCCAACCCCAACCCCAACUCCCUCCAAUACCUCCCGCACACCACCACCCGCCACAAAACCCUCCUCGCAGGCUACACCGCCCAACUGACCCUCCUCGGCAGCACCCUCCUCCCCAACCCGGCCGUCGCCGCCCUCGAGCUCCUGGCCGACUCCCUCGGCACCCUGACCGUGGCCGUGCAGCACCCCCUCAGCAGGGGCACGGUGCGCGCGCUUUCGGCGGACCUACUCCUGCUCGGGGGCGAUGGUGGUCAUAAUGGCGGUGGCGAAGGUGGUGGUGGUGGUGGUGGGGUGGCGCGCAACAUCGCGCUGGACCCGCGGUACUGCUCGCACCCGGCGGAUUGCGCGCUGCUGGUGGCCGGGGUGGGGAUGAGUGGGCGGGUGGCGGGGACGCGGGCGAUGCGGGAGUUGAGGCCGCGGCCGGAGGUUGGGCUUGCGGUUUCUUCUUUUGGUAGUGGUGGCGGCGAUGGCGGUGGUGAUGGUGCUAAUGGUGAUGAUGGGAAAGAGGUGCUGGAGAUGGUCAAGCGGCGGGUGCAGACCGAGUUUCACGCGUCGGGGACCACGGCCAUGAUGCCGCUCCACUUGGGGGGCGUGGUCAGCAAGAGGCUGGUGGUGUAUGGCACGGCGAAUGUGAGGGUGGUGGAUGCCGGGAUCAUGCCGCUUGUUGUAGGCGCCCAUAUACAGGCUGCCGUGUAUGCGGUGGCGGAGAAGGCGGCGGAUCUUAUAAAGGAGGACAACAAGCGUAAUGUCGGUCGACAUCUCAAGUCUAGGAAAGGCAAUUAG
Chaetomium globosum CBS 148.51 is the source of this 1866-nucleotide messenger RNA. RefSeq lists its product as uncharacterized. Bases 1 to 1866 code for a protein of 621 amino acids. NCBI's taxonomy places the organism in Eukaryota, Fungi, Ascomycota, Sordariomycetes, Sordariales, Chaetomiaceae. Gene Ontology annotation, molecular function: oxidoreductase activity, acting on CH-OH group of donors; flavin adenine dinucleotide binding. The transcript has 7 exons. The record is from RefSeq and is a predicted model, not a curated record. Gene Ontology annotation, biological process: secondary metabolite biosynthetic process.